AUGAGGCCUCUGAGGCUGGGAGCGUCGCUCUCGCUGUUGCUGCUGCAGCUGCUGCUGCUGGCUGGCUGCCUCGCCGUGGCCGCCCGGAGAGACAAGGGGUUGGCGGGCCGUGUGGCCGAGCCUGCCCCGGGGCCGGCGGGCCGCUCGUCCGGCCGCUUCGUCAGCCCCGCGCGGCACGCGUGCAGCUGGCAGCUCCUGCUGCGCGCCCCGGGGCCCGCGGCGGGGAGCGAGCUGGCGCUGCGCUGCCGGGACCCCGCCGGCGCGCGCCAGCAGUGCGCCUACCGCGGCGAGCCGGGGCGCUGCGCCGCCUACGCCGCCCGCGGCUCGCACUACUGGAAGCAGGUGCUGGGCGGGCUGCGCAGGAAGCGGCGUCCGUGCGGCGACCCGGCUCCGCUCAAGGCUCGCCUGUGCGCAGGCAAGGAGGGCCACGGCGCCGAGCUGCGCCUGGUGCCCCGCGCGUCCUCGCCGGCGCGCCCCACUGCGGCGGGCUUCCCCCGGGACCCCAAGCCCCGGGCCGGGAGCCGCGGGCCGCCCCGGGAGCCCGCCCCCGGCUCUGCCACAGCGGCCCGCCUUCCCGCGAGCACGUCUCCCAGGGGGAAGCCCUCUGAGAAGUCCAAAGCCGGCAAGAGGAAGGCGGCCGCCGACCCGGGAGUGGAGCGACCUCUGGGGACCCCGCCCGAUCCCGACGGGUUGGACGAGAACGCGAAGCUCACGGAGACCUACUGCGCUGAGAAGUGGCACUCCCUUUGCAACUUCUUUGUCAAUUUCUGGAAUGGCUGA
Nyctereutes procyonoides (raccoon dog) is the source of this 780-nucleotide messenger RNA. RefSeq names its product fibroblast growth factor binding protein 3 (gene FGFBP3). The coding region runs from base 1 to 780 and encodes 259 amino acids. The transcript has a single exon. The record is from RefSeq and is a predicted model, not a curated record. Gene Ontology annotation, biological process: cell-cell signaling. NCBI's taxonomy places the organism in Eukaryota, Metazoa, Chordata, Mammalia, Carnivora, Canidae. Gene Ontology annotation, molecular function: growth factor binding.